AUGGAGUCCACCGCAGAUUUUCCCCCGUUCCAGGAACGGUUGACGUCCACUUUGGUGCAGGUGACGCGCACCGUUGGACAGCUUUCUGCGGAGGAUUUGAAUUUCCACCGGACCUCGAGCGCCGAGGUCUCGGAAUCCCUGGAUGAGCAAAGCGAGAGACUGCUGUCGUUGACGUCCUCAAUCUUGAAGGCUGCCACGGCCGGAACAGAUCUGCCGGCCCCUACUCUGCGUGAUGAGGAUUCCGUCGAAGAUAACUGGCGUGGGGUUGUGGACGUAAUCGAUGCGCUGCUCGAAAAGGCAGAUGCUUGUCUGGAUGAAUUCACCGGAGUCAUCAAGAAACUGAGCCCAACACAGCAGGAGCAAAGCGCAAAGGCUGCCGCCGCCGCCGCAUCCAGAAAGGCCGCCGCUGCCAGGUUCCCUUCCGCUUACGACUUUGGUCCGUCGAAAAUCCCCAAACCGCAAUUAUCCUUUCAGCGUCUUCCCGACAAUACCGAUGUAUCUCCUUUCAAGCCUCUACUCCGCACCAAGCCGCAUGCUGUGGUAUCACUGGAGGAAUCCUUGGAGGCGACAGAGCCCGCUGGGGUUUACAAGAACCCAUACGAAUUCGAGAUCCGGGCUGCCAAAUAUCCCGAGUCGACAUACACCGUCUUGCCCCCAGUCGAAUACCUGCCAUUUGAGUCGACAACUGCGACGUUCGUGGAUACCCUGGAAGGGGUGAAGGAGAUGCUGAGUGAGCUCAAAUCGGCAAAGGAAAUUGCUAUCGAUCUGGAACAUCAUGAUAUGCACUCGUACCAUGGUCUGGUCUCGCUGAUGCAGAUCAGCACUCGGGACAAGGAUUGGGUCGUUGACACGUUGAAGCCGUGGAGAGAAGACCUGCAAAUUCUCAAUGACGUGUUUGCGGAUCCUGCAAUCCUCAAAGUUCUGCACGGCUCGUCCAUGGAUAUCAUCUGGCUCCAGCGGGACCUUGGACUGUAUGUCGUGGGCAUGUUCGAUACCUACCACGCUGCCUGCGCCUUGAACUACCCGAAGCGGAGUUUGAAGUUUCUUCUUCAGAAGUUUGUCAAUUUCGAAGCCGACAAAAGAUACCAAAUGGCCGAUUGGAGAAUCCGCCCCCUCCCAUCCGGAAUGUUUGAUUACGCCCGCUCUGAUACCCAUUACCUCCUCUACAUUUACGACCACCUUCGCAACGAAUUACUAGAAAACUCCACACCUGACCACAGUCUCAUUGAUUACGUUUCCGAACAGUCAAAGAACGAAGCUCUGCAGCGCUACGAGCGUCCUGUUUACGAUGCUGGCACAGGACAGGGACAGGGGGGGUGGUACGACUAUUUGUAUCGCACCCCCGCUGUAUUGAGUAAGGAGCAAUUCGCCGUCUUCAAAGCUGUGCACCAGUGGCGCGACGAGGUCGCACGUGAGGAAGACGAGGGUGUGCAGUGUGUGUUUCCCAAGCAUGUUCUCUUCAAAAUUGCGCAAAGCAUGCCGCUCGAUCAGGGUACUUUGUUCAGGACCUUGUCUCCAAUGACACCAAUCGUCAGAGAUAGGGCAGCGACUCUUCUGGAAGUCAUCAAACAAGCCAAGAUUGAGGGAGCUACAGGACCUGAGUGGCGCGACGUUGUUCGGCCGAAGCCCACAGGAACCCAAGCUACACUCGCGGCGGGCGCCGAACAGGGUCUUAUGACACCCCCCAGCGCCGAGGCGGGCGAGUUCCCAACUGCUGCUCGCUAUGAAGUUUCUCAGUUCUGGGGACCCGUACUGGACACCCAGUCGCCGCUCACACCCCCUGAAUAUGCUGCCGUGGCCUCGGCCGAGGCUCUACGUCUUUCCCUUCCUCUUCCACCCAUGCCCAGGACAGUAUCGGAAGCUCGCGAGAAGCUUGGCGAUGCUGCUCCCGCCAAGCCAGCUGCUCAGCCCGCGGCAGCACCUGCUCCUGUCCCCGAAGACGACAGCCACAAGGUUUUCACUGUCAAGGAACUCGGCGGACCGCGUAAGCGUAAAGCAGUACCGGCAGCAACAGGCGAGCGUGCGCCGUCGCUCGGGUUGGAAGACAUUAAAAUCGACGACAGCCCUUCGUUGGAGCCAUUGGAGAAGCCGACCAAGAAACAACGCCAGAAGAACAAGAAGAAUAAGUCGCGAUCGCAGUCCGAAGGAGAUGCGCCAGAAGAUACGCCUUUCAACUAUGAGACUGCAGAUUCUGUCCUGCACGCUCAGCCCGCACAGGCGGAACGGAGCUUCGUGUCCAGGAAACAUUUCAGCCCGUACGCCAAGGCAAUGGAAGCGCCUGCUGCUGCGCGUAAACAGAAACGAGAGAUCGCCGGCAAGACGUUUACAUUCCGGUGA
Aspergillus clavatus NRRL 1 is the source of this 2337-nucleotide messenger RNA. RefSeq names its product exosome component 3'-5' exonuclease. Gene Ontology annotation, biological process: TRAMP-dependent tRNA surveillance pathway; nuclear polyadenylation-dependent snoRNA catabolic process; poly(A)-dependent snoRNA 3'-end processing. NCBI's taxonomy places the organism in Eukaryota, Fungi, Ascomycota, Eurotiomycetes, Eurotiales, Aspergillaceae. Gene Ontology annotation, cellular component: nuclear exosome (RNase complex); nucleolus. The transcript has a single exon. Gene Ontology annotation, molecular function: nucleic acid binding; 3'-5'-RNA exonuclease activity; nucleotide binding. Bases 1 to 2337 code for a protein of 778 amino acids. The record is from RefSeq and is a predicted model, not a curated record.